AUGGCUACUUGGUUGCUGGUCUUUCUCUUUAUGCUCUUCGGUCUUUAUUGUGGUUGUUGUCUUAUUCCAUUGUGCAUCAAAAGUUUUAAGGACGUUGAACACCGCUGCAGUCAAUACAAUACUCUUAUUGGUACACAUGGACGUAUGGCAUGUGAAGGGCCUCAAAGUCCUCAACCUCAACCAACUUUCGUUCUAUCUCCAAAUAUACACAUACAUAAUAACAACAAAAGGAGGUGAAGG
Messenger RNA from Meloidogyne enterolobii, 240 nucleotides. The record is from the annotation of a GenBank genome assembly. NCBI's taxonomy places the organism in Eukaryota, Metazoa, Nematoda, Chromadorea, Rhabditida, Meloidogynidae.